This is a messenger RNA of Pyrus x bretschneideri (Chinese white pear), 2330 nucleotides long. Its product is annotated as protein FAF-like, chloroplastic. The transcript is spliced from 2 exons. Bases 226 to 1902 code for a protein of 558 amino acids. The record is from RefSeq and is a predicted model, not a curated record. NCBI's taxonomy places the organism in Eukaryota, Viridiplantae, Streptophyta, Magnoliopsida, Rosales, Rosaceae.
UCACCUUCAUCAUCCUCUCUCUCUCUCUCUCUCUCUCUCUCUCUCUCUCUCUCAUCCCCUCUCUCUCUCUCUCUCUACUAUUAUUUUCUGCAGCUCUCGCAACCCUUCACUCCUUCAGUGGUCUCUCUUUACACCAGAGACCUCUGUUGGAUGCUUUCUUUCUCUGAAUCUCUCAUCAGCUAGCACUCGCGCAAGCUACUUCGAAUCUUAAGCUGAUUCAGUAAGAUGGGUUCUCUCAGCAAAAGCCUAACUAGCUCGCCAUCUUCUCAUUUCAUGAAGAAGAAUAUGGAGCAAGAAGUGGUCACUGAGAAGCGAGGGAUCGUCACCAUUCUCGGCCCGUCCGACUCUGAAAGAACCAAAGCCGCUUCCUUGCGACGAACACUGUCCGCGGACAUGUCGUCCAAAAGAUGGCUGUCUCAACACGGCUUCUCUCCCAUGAAGAAGAUUGCGUCAUCCGAAGAACUCUGUGUCUCCGUAAACAUUCGGGACGACUCAUCUUCAUCGUCCGAAGAUGUAGAUCAUUACCAAGAUCAAGGCAAGGCCAAAUUCCAUAUUUGGAGCUCAAUUGAUGAGCAAGCUCAGAAGCAAAAAAACAAAGCCGAGGCUGCAAAGCAGCAGCCGGGACAAGCCGAUCUUUGGAGCUCGAUUGUAUGUCAAAAGGCCAACGAAGAAGAGGCGAGCAAAGCGGCACCUUAUGUUCAUCCUCUUGUGAAGAAACAAUCGAGCUCUUUGACAAAAAAGAGUCUUGAAGUCUGCACUGAAAGUCUCGGAUCCGAGACUGGCUCUGAAGGGUUUGCUUCAUACCCUACUUCGGAGACCGGUGACGUAGAAAUAGUGGAGAAAGACCCGGAAGAAGAGCAAGCCGCAGUUCAACAACAAGAAGAAGAAAAAGAGAAGCCUCAGCUGUCACAAGCAUUUGAUGGGAAUGAAUUUCGGUUUGUCAAGUACAACUCUGCUGCUAGUAAGAAAUUGCCUUCCGUUCGAUCUUUCCCUCCACCUCUUCCGUCUUUAUCAGGAUAUGACGGGGAAUCUGUUUGCAUGAGGACUCGUCGCGACAAUGGGCGACUAGUCCUUGAAGCGGUGUCUAUGCCUUCCCUGAACAACUUCCGUGCUCAACGCCAAGAUGGUCGCCUUGUCCUCACAUUUCUCAAUGCUACUUCGAGCUCUUGCGAGGUGCCUAAGUGUGAAGAGGUUGCUAAUGAAGAAGAGAAGACUAGAGAGCAAGAAUUUGAUGAAAAUGUGAACUUUGAGGAAGGAGAGAAGGAAAAAGAAAGCGAAAAAAGUGAUGGUGAUGAUGUUGAUGAGGAUGAGGAGGAAGAAAGUGAUGAGGUUGAGAAAGCAAGAAAAGAAAAUGGAAUCAGAAGAAUAGAAAUUGUGAUGGAGGAAGCACCAAGAAUACUAACAAGUAGAGUGACAAAUGUUCACAGGUUAGCACUAAUGAUGAAUAAGCCAAUUGGGUUAGACAAUAAGGCUCAUGGGUGGACUAACAAGUUCAAUGAAGUAGUGAAAUAUGGAGGGGUUGAAGAGGAGGUCGAAGCGGUUGAACCACCCCCAAUUUCAAGGUCACUCCCUCCACUGCCUGGUCGUGUGGCUCGUAUGAUACCUAAGCCACCGGCUACCACAAAAACAGCAGCAGCAGCAACCUCUUUCAACGCUUACGAGUACCAUUGGCGCACCAAUCGCACAACAACUGCCGCUCUCAAACCUCUUCCGCCGCCAAUGUCGCAGUCCCUCAAAAGUAAUGGCUUUAUGUCCCAGAAUCAGUUGGCAAAUGAGCAGCAACAAUUGCUGGUUUUGAGAGGGAACAAAGGGGAUCAAUUGGUUCCCUUUUCAAAGGGUUGCAAAGAGCCUAGAAUAAGAUCUCUUCUAUUUAGGGAGCCUUAUUGCAUUGCCACCUCUUGAUUAUCCAAAUCCUCGUAACCCAAGUGUUAAUCCACAUCCUUUACUACUCACUACCCAUUAUUAAUCUACUCGAUUGAUCCAUCCUUCGUUUUCUGAUCCCCUCCAUUCUUUAGGGUUUAUGUACUAAAAAAAUAUAUAAAAAAAAAAAAACAUAAGAGGGAGAGAAAGCUUUGGUUCAGAAGAUCAAACUACGUAUGAUCUCAGAGAAAGAGAGGGCAGAUUUCAUCAGUGCGUAUCAUAUAUAUGAUAUAUAUAUAUAUAUAUAUAUAUAUAUAAUAUAUCCCUCUGUUAUAGUAGCUAAAAUAAAAUCUUAGCCUCAUCUUUGACUUUGUGUUGGACUGUCUUGUCUGUCUAUGCAUUAUGAUUUGUGUUUCUUCUUUCUUUACUUUUGUAAACCCUAUAAGCCAAUGAGAUUUUAAUUUCGGUCU